UUCGAGGAGGGCAGUACGUCACGCUACAGAUAGUACCAUUGCCCGUGACGGUGACGGGCAGGCAGCCCGUGGCGACCAUACUCCAACUCUCAAAGCUGAAAGAAAGAAAAAAUAUGGCAGAAGAGGCCUCUCUCUCCCUUCAAGCCCUCGCUUCAGCGCGCGGGCCCUUCUCUUUCAUCUCUUGAUCCCAGUUUCAAAAAAUCUGGAAGGAAGGGAAGAUUUUUAUCGUGGUCUUGAUUUUAAUGGCGUGGGACUAAUAGGUAAACAAGAAUCAUUUAACUAGAUAGGAAAUAAAACAAGUUGUUGAAAAUCUUGGUUGACAGAGAUAAAGAGGAGUUUAUUUUGCUUUCUUAAUGGCUGAGAUGUGCUGUGGAGUGUUGAGUGACGGCGAAGCCUCGACGCCGUGUGAAGAGAGUUCGAAAGCGGCUAGGCGGAGGAGAAUGGAGAUCAGACGGUUCAAAUUCGUGACAGGUGCUGCCCCGACCUCGCCCGAGACGGAGGAAAGAAAUAAACGCCAAAAAAUAGAAAUUCACACGGCGUCAUUGCAUGCUUCUGGCGGAGACGACUGCGAGGACUCUGUUGUGGAACGCCAAGAUGAAAGAGUCGUUCUCAAGGUUGAAAAUAGAAAAUCGGAGACUAAAGAAAUUGUAAUUUCGAACAAGUCUUUGAGUCUGAUUCUAAGUCCUUCCAUUUCAUCACCUGCCAUAGAUCCAGACUUCUUUCCAAAAUUCGGGGUCGCUUCAGUCUGUGGAAGGAGAAGAGAUAUGGAAGAUGCAGUGGCAAUUUACCCUUCUUUCUGUCGCAAAGACGAAGAAUCCACCAUUGAAUUGCAUUAUUUUGGCGUCUACGACGGCCACGGCUGCUCUCACGUGGCAGUCAGGUGCAAAGAGAGAUUGCAUGAGCUGGUGGAGGAAGAAUUGCUAGAGAGCAAGGAAGCAAUAGUAGUGGCGGCUGCUGCAGAGUGGAAAAACGCGAUGGAGAGGAGCUUCUGGCGGAUGGACAAGGAGGUGAUAGCUUGGAAUGAAGGGGUGGUUGGUGCUAGUUGCAGGUGUGAGAUGCAAACCCCAGAAUGCGAUGCCGUCGGAUCUACCGCUGUGGUUGCAAUCGUAACCCCUGAUAAGAUCAUCGUGGCCAACUGCGGAGACUCUAGAGCCGUCUUGUGCCGCAACGGCAAACCCAUCCCUCUCUCUAGUGAUCACAAGCCGGACCGUCCAGACGAGUUGAACCGGAUCCAAGCCGCCGGUGGCCGUGUGAUAUACUGGGACGGUCCACGGGUUCUCGGAGUUCUGGCGAUGUCAAGAGCCAUAGGUGACAACUAUCUAAAACCCUAUGUGAGCUGCGAGCCGGAGGUGACGAUAACAGAACGGACGGCGGAGGACGAGUGCUUGAUACUAGCCAGCGACGGGCUUUGGGACGUGGUGUCGAACGACACAGCAUGUGGAGUGGCGCGUAUGUGUUUGAGAGGUAAAGGACAGGUGCAGCAGUCAUGUUCUCCGCCAGAGAACGAGGUGGUGGGCUGUGGAAGUGCAGCCAGCAGCGGAUGCGGUGAAAUGUCGGAUAAGGCAUGCUCGUAUGCGUCGAUGUUUCUGACGAAGUUGGCUCUGGCCAGGCACAGUACUGACAACGUGAGCGUGGUCGUGGUGGAUCUAAGGAAAGGCACGUAGCCAUGAACUUUUUUAAUUUUAAUUUUUCUUAAAAUGCUUGGUUAGGGAGGGGGAGGGGGGGAUUUUUCGGAUGAUGAGAAGGGUUUUGGAGAUGAAUGCAAAUAGUGUAACGAAAUGGGGGAUGGAAAUGAAAUUUGGAGUGAACCAAAAAGGGUGUAAAAAAAAAGGUCGUCGUUGUAUUUGUCCGCCUUGAAGUGAAAUCAGCUUUGGCGCUAUAUAGUAAAAAAGUAAGUGGAUAUAAUUUUCUUUUGUUUAA
Molecule: messenger RNA, 1920 nt
Organism: Hevea brasiliensis (rubber tree)
Lineage: Eukaryota; Viridiplantae; Streptophyta; Magnoliopsida; Malpighiales; Euphorbiaceae
Product: probable protein phosphatase 2C 24
Exons: 4
Coding region: 354-1664 (436 amino acids)
Biological process (GO): protein dephosphorylation
Cellular component (GO): cytosol; nucleus
Molecular function (GO): cation binding; protein serine/threonine phosphatase activity
Source: RefSeq, a predicted model, not a curated record